Molecule: messenger RNA, 1362 nt
Organism: Syngnathus acus (greater pipefish)
Lineage: Eukaryota; Metazoa; Chordata; Actinopteri; Syngnathiformes; Syngnathidae
Gene: c1d
Product: C1D nuclear receptor corepressor
Exons: 5
Coding region: 98-577 (159 amino acids)
Biological process (GO): regulation of gene expression; maturation of 5.8S rRNA
Cellular component (GO): exosome (RNase complex); nucleolus
Molecular function (GO): DNA binding; RNA binding
Source: RefSeq, a predicted model, not a curated record
CCGUUUACCUUACGUCACAUCCGUUUACUUUACGUCACAUCCGGGUUUGAUCAGCGUGGCGAACGGAGAAGAGCAAACAUUAGUAUCCUACGGAACCAUGGCGGCAGACGGUAAGACGGACGACUAUCCUUACGAGAUAGACGAGCAGCUUAAAGGUUUCGAAUCGUCGGCGGCCUCUGUCAAAAAAAUGUUGGGCACGCUCAUGUCGAAGCCCAGAAAUGAACUGGAUCAAAAGUUGGAUCCUUUAGACAUGGCCAAACUGGAUCUGAUGUCUGCGUACACACUCAAUUCUUUAUUCUGGAUGUAUUUGGUAACACAAGGUAUCAACCCAAGAGAACAUGGCAUCAAACAAGAACUGGAGCGAAUAAAGACUUAUAUGAACAGAGUGAAAGCCAUCACGGACAAGAAGAAGGCGGCUCGUCUGGAUAAAGGUGCCGCCGGACGCUUUAUGAGGAACGCCCUCUUUGAUCCGAAGGCAAAGGCAUCCAAAAAUCCGGAGGCAAAGCCAUCCAAAAAAAAAGCAGCGGACAGCAAAACACCUGACGCGAAGCCAGCAAAGCGGACAAAGAAAAACUGAGGAUGUUUUAGAAUGAUGCAGAGCUGAUCCAACAUAUUUUGUACUCAUGAUGUCUGACAAAAUGUCGGACUGUAUUAUAAGCUUAGUGGAAAUUUAUGAUAGUUCUGCAACUUUUAAGAUCAAAGUGAUUCUGUGAAUCCAGUUAGUAUUACAUUUUUUGUUGUCUUUUGCAUUACUGUGUGUUGCUUCAAGGAAUGAAACUUGAAAUAAACACCUGCAUUCAUGAUGGAAAUCUUUGUGGUGUAUUAAAAGUACACUAUUUUUUAUUUGUUUUAAUGAAAAUUCAGUCAUCCUGUAGAGGUCAUUUAUAAACAUUUAUUUUACAUUAAUUCAUCCUCAGAGGCGAUUCAGUGUUCACUCCAAUUCAGUAUAAUAGGCAAUACAAUAUUUAAAUGCAUAAUAUAAAUAUUCAUGAAUUCCCUUCUCUAUUUAACAAAGUACAAAUUUCUGUCAAACUCGUGAUGUAGUAAGCAAAAUAUUAGAAACAACUCAAUAUAAUGUGACCAGAAUAAUUUUGUCUUGUGUAUAAUUAAAACCAAGCAAGAAUGUUUUUUUUUGUGUAAUAGUUUUUGAUAGGCUGCUUGUAUUUUCUUUAGUGGUUUGCUGUUGUUUGUAAAUCAAGCAGAACAUUACUCCCUGAAAGAGGCUCUCAUGGUAACAAUUAGGAUAUGCCCUGGAGGGGCGUCAAAAAACUUGUGAUUAGAAAAUAGCCCAAUACAGUGUAGCCAUAAUGAGACUUCCCUAUAUAAUAACCUCUGUCACUUUUAAUAAACACAUGCCCUUUG